AUGGCUAUGCAUUGUAUUACUGUAUCUCUGGUUUUAGCAUUGUCACUGUUGAGCAUGGAUGUGACCCUGGCAGGUCGUUACCUUCUGGACACACCAGCAGCUCCACCACCAGCAUUAACACUACCUCAAAUUCCAUCUCUUCCUAAGCCCACAUUGCCUCCUUUGCCAGCAAUGCCUGCGCUGCCCACUACCCCGUUGCCAACGUUGCCUAGUGUCCCAACUCUGCCGAAGCCCACAUUGCCCCCGCUGCCAUCCCUGCCAAACCCAACAUUGCCAACCAUCCCCACAAUUCCACAGCUGACGCUUCCUCCGCUGCCCACCAUCCCCACCACAAUCCCUUCAUUCCCCACCAUUCCAACAACAAUUCCAACAGUUCCUUUCCUUUCACCACCUCCAUCCACCACCAGCCCUUGA
Vitis riparia (riverbank grape) is the source of this 414-nucleotide messenger RNA. Its product is annotated as protein PELPK1-like. The record is from RefSeq and is a predicted model, not a curated record. NCBI's taxonomy places the organism in Eukaryota, Viridiplantae, Streptophyta, Magnoliopsida, Vitales, Vitaceae. Bases 1 to 414 code for a protein of 137 amino acids. The transcript has a single exon.